Exaiptasia diaphana is the source of this 1007-nucleotide messenger RNA. RefSeq names its product zinc finger and SCAN domain-containing protein 29. The record is from RefSeq and is a predicted model, not a curated record. The transcript has 2 exons. The coding region runs from base 24 to 1007 and encodes 327 amino acids. NCBI's taxonomy places the organism in Eukaryota, Metazoa, Cnidaria, Anthozoa, Actiniaria, Aiptasiidae.
ACUGCUGUGAGUACAUUACAACAAUGGACGACGACUCAACUAGCAAUAAUCAGUCUUCAAACUUUAGACGGUUUGAGAUUUCACCGCCAACAGCGUUUCCUCGGUAUUACCCGUACCUCAAUCCGCCACAAGUGAGGCCACUACAAACAUUAUAUUUUCCCACUACAACUGGACCUCGUUYCCUUUCUUCYGUACAACCAAAUAAUACGGCUCGUGGCCCGAUGGAUUUGAAUGCUUUCCUUCAUGACUCAGCACUCCAAGAGACGCCGGGCUCUAAAAGUAGUGAUGGCCGAAAUAUACCGCAUCCUCCGAUAAAUUUUAAUGCUUCACCUCAUCAAGACAACUCUGCGUUCGAAGGAAAAGGAGAGACAUCAGGAUCUAAAGGUCGAGGCAAAAAUUGGAGCGAUGCAGAGACAAGAUUUUUGCUCGAAAUAUGGCGUGAAAACUACCCUAUAAGCAAACGACGGAACAGCGGAGUCUGGGACUCCAUUGCAACACAACUCAACAAGGCCUUACUUGAUCAAGGACUGAACAGCUUCCGCACGGGAACGCAAUGUAAGGCACGCAUAAAGCAUUUGGAAGACGAUUACAAACGGGUGAAGGACCACAAUGGUCGUUCAGGUAAYGACAGGGAAACGUUUGAAUACUAUGACGACCUAGAUGCAGUGUUGGGGUGUAAGCCUAAUAUCACUCCCAAGUCUGUGUUAGACUGCGGGCUCGACGAUCAGUCUCCAUCCACCUCUUUUGUUAACUUACCUGACGAUAAAGAGAGUAAUGGCAGUGAUGAUGAUGAUGUUUUUGAUGGCGGMGCACAUCGUAGUCCACUACAGGGGAAAACGCCUAGUACCCCUUCUACUCAGGGUAAGAGGUUGGCAGGAAAGGGAAAGCAGACAGCAGGCAAAACACCAGCAAAGAAAGCUAAGAAGGAACCCGUACAUUCUGAUUAUUCAGAAUUAUUUGACUUUUUAAACCACAGCCAAGAAAAGGACCAACAAUUCUACAAAUGA